Ogataea philodendri is the source of this 1608-nucleotide messenger RNA. RefSeq lists its product as uncharacterized. The record is from RefSeq and is a predicted model, not a curated record. NCBI's taxonomy places the organism in Eukaryota, Fungi, Ascomycota, Pichiomycetes, Pichiales, Pichiaceae. Gene Ontology annotation, biological process: transcription preinitiation complex assembly; DNA-templated transcription initiation; transcription by RNA polymerase III. Bases 1 to 1608 code for a protein of 535 amino acids. Gene Ontology annotation, cellular component: transcription factor TFIIIB complex; nucleus; transcription preinitiation complex. Gene Ontology annotation, molecular function: TBP-class protein binding; RNA polymerase III general transcription initiation factor activity; RNA polymerase III type 3 promoter sequence-specific DNA binding. The transcript has a single exon.
AUGGUUCCUCGGUGUAAGAACUGUGGUAACACAGAAUUCGAACGUGAUCACAAGACCGCGUCCUCUGAUCUUGCGUGCUCCCGAUGUGGUACCGUUAUUGAAGAAAACCCAAUCGUUUUAGAGGUCACGUUUGGAGAGGCUCCAUCUGGAGCUGCAAUGCUCCAAGGAUCUAUAGUGGGCGCCGAUCAGGCUCGUGCGAGCUUUGGAAAUAAUAGAGGAUCACUAGACUCGCGUGAACAGACACUUCAAAACGGGAAAAAGCGGAUCAGGAACGUGGCUGCCGCACUCAAAAUUAAAGAAUACAUAGCCGAUGCUGCUUGUCAGUGGUUCCAGCUUGCUCUCACAAACAACUUUGUGCAAGGACGACGUUCGCAGAACGUUGUGGCAGCUUGUCUUUAUAUCGCUUGCAGAAAGGAGAAAACACAUCAUAUGUUGAUUGAUUUUUCUUCAAGACUCCAGAUCUCUGUUUAUGCUGUUGGAGCUACGUUCUUGAAAAUGGUGAAGGCUCUCCAUAUCACGUCUCUUCCUUUAGUUGAUCCUUCUCUGUUCAUCCAAAAUUUCGCCGAGAAGCUGGAUUUCGGGAGAAUGCUUCCCAAAGUGAUUAAUGAUGCUAUCAAAUUGGCGCACCGAAUGAGCGAAGACUGGAUUCAUGAGGGUAGAAGACCCGCAGGUAUUGCUGGGGCGUGUAUUCUGUUGGCAGCGCGUAUGAACAAUUUCAGAAGAACGCACUCGGAAAUCGUCGCCGUCACACAUAUUGGAGAAUCAACCAUUCAGAAAAGACUGAACGAAUUUAAAAACACACACGCAUCAGGACUGACCGUGGAAGAGUUCCGCGAGCGCGGUCAAGUGAAAUCUACACUUCCUCCAUCGUUCCAGAAGAAUAGAAGCAGCGAGAAGAAGUUAAAGAAUCAGAUAUCCAAGCCUUCGAACGAGGACGAUUUGACGAAUGAUCCUGUUUUGGCAGCCAUCCUAAAAGAUUCCAGCUUGUCCGAAAAGGAGAUCCAGGACCAUGUGAAACGCGUGUUCCAGAGACAGAAAAAGGACCGAAUGCGCAGACUCAACUCGACUGUCGGAGAAGACGAAGAACAGGACGACGACGAUAUCAACGAGCAAAAUUUGGAAUUCGAGCAGAUGAUUGAGAAGAACCGCCCGCGCAAUCUCUUAAAGGCUCUUCCCAAGACUGAACAACUGUUGUCGAAAAUAGCAGAUGAUCCGGAUGACCUUGCGGACGUGGAUGACGAUGAAAUCGACACUUUACUUCUGACCGAGGAGGAAAGCAAGUUGAAGGAACGCUUAUGGGUGGGAUCCAACCAGGAUUUUUUGCUGGCACAGGAAACGAAGCGAUUGAAAGAAGAUGCCGACAAGAUUGCUGGUCACAACCAGCAUCCAAAGAAACGGAGACGCGUGACGAAGCCCGAAGACAGAGCAAACAAUUUAAAGAGCGAGUAUGGCGAGUACCUGACAGGAAGUUCUUCACAGUUAGGAUUGACUGCUGCUUUGAAUCAAGAGCUAUCCGCGGCGGAUAGUGCGAAGAGCAUGCUCAAAAAUAAAUCGUUGAGCAAGAAGAUUAAUUACGAAGCGGUGAACGAUCUGUUUGACGAUAAUUAG